Galendromus occidentalis (western predatory mite) is the source of this 576-nucleotide messenger RNA. It is a transcript of the gene EMC6, whose product is annotated as ER membrane protein complex subunit 6. The record is from RefSeq and is a predicted model, not a curated record. The transcript is spliced from 2 exons. The coding region runs from base 98 to 445 and encodes 115 amino acids. Gene Ontology annotation, cellular component: membrane; EMC complex; endoplasmic reticulum. Gene Ontology annotation, biological process: autophagosome assembly; protein folding in endoplasmic reticulum. Lineage: Eukaryota; Metazoa; Arthropoda; Arachnida; Mesostigmata; Phytoseiidae.
CUGUCCGAAGAAAAGAGGAAGGAACAAUCGCUCCGUACCGUGAUCUCUGAGCGUGUGAAACUUUUUCAUUCUGAAGUAAAUUGACCGGUCCGAAAGGAUGUCGGAAACAAAAGUACGGAAAUCCAAGGAGCCGAGCGGCGAAACCAUAGUCCUGAGCGAUACGGCGAUGCGGCACAACACGAGCGUGCUGAGUUUCACCCGGACGACAGUCUCCGUUCUGAGCGGAUGCUCUGCCGGGAUCCUGGGCCUGACAUCACUCUAUGGCUUCCUCUUCUACUUCGUCACGGCGCUGAUCCUAUGGGCGAUGUUGGUCGUGAAGAACCACAACUCGUGGCAGAAGUUUUUGAAGUCCAGGUUCACAUUCCUAACGCAUAGCCUCUUGGGAGGAUUGUUCACCUACAUACUCUUCUGGACCUUCAGUUAUGGGAUGGUACACGUUUACUAGGUAGAAGAGAGGAGAGUCCGCGUUGUCUCCAUAGAUUUUUGAUACUGUGUGGAUGGAUCGGCAUCGGGAUCACCUGCCGGUGUGUGCUUCGGAAUCAGAAUAAAAGAUAUGUCGGUAUUUUAAAUUAAACA